GUGUAAUGUGGCUUGAUAAUGAAAAUAUUAUGAAAGUUAUGAAAAGAAACUAUAAUGUAAAGGAACAAUAUAUUUUUUGAAGGCAUCCUAGAUGGUACAAAGGCUGCAUUUGAUUCCCUUGGCACCCCUGACUGGACAGAAAAAUGCAUUGCAUUUGGUGCAGAUGGUGCAUCUGUAAACAUGGGCAUCCAUGGUGGAGUGAUUGCUCUUUUGCAGAGGGAAGUUGGAGAACAUGUGAUUCCCAUACACUGCAUGCCACAUCGGGUUUUUUUGGAUAGGUUAGAGCUGGCGAUUCUCAACCUGCAGCGCAAAAAUCCAAUGGUAGCAAAAGUGUAUGAUCUCCUCCAUCUUGUUUGGAAAUCUUAUCAUUUUAGUGCAAAGUCAAGAUGGGAGUUGAAUGCCCUUGGAGAACAGCUUGGUGUGGGGGUUUGCACUCCUUCUAGUGUGAAGGGAACAAGAUGGAUUCCUCACGUGCACCGAGCACUGAGUACCCUUCUUAAAUCCGAAAAGAAUGGAGACUUGGUUGCAGACAGUGGUCAGUAUGCGGUCACCUUCUAUCAUAUGGAGCACCUGGCCUUAUCUGCUGCCAAUGCUGACAUACUGGGUCGUGCAAAGAAGGGUGUAUCACUUGUUGGUGACAUGUCAGGAAUGAUCCAGCCUGGUGGCCUAGGCAACCAUAAGUUACAGCAGCAAAUCAGUGCUGUCGUUUCUGUUGCUGUUGAGGCCCUACAUGCUCGCUUCGGUAGUCUAAUAAACAAAGACAGCCAGUGUCCAGCAUAUACUGCAAUUGACUGUUUCAAAAUUUUUAACCAUGACACAUGGCCAGAAAAUGAAGACGUUCUACUAGAUUAUGGCAGUGAGCAGAUGGAUGUUCUUCUAAAUCAUUUUCAAGAAGUACUGCAAAGAGGUGGAUGCCAGACAGACAACGUUCAAGGGGAGUGGAGAAGUCUGAAGACACUUGUAAGACAAACAUUUCAAGUCCUACAGCAGCUUGUGGCAAACUUUGUCCACCAAAGAGCCAUACAAUGUUGACUACAAGAACAUACUGCACCUUGUCGAGAUGAUGCUGAUUCUACCUAUAUCAGCUGCACAGUGUGAGAGAGGAUUCUGAGCACAGAACCGCAUCAAAAACUCCACUCGAAGCAGUCUGCACGUAUCUACCACAGAGGAUCUUAUUCGAAUCAGCACUGAGGGACCUUCUCUGGAGAGAUCUGAUCCAAGCAAAUGCGCAGAGAAGUGGCUGUCUUCAAGUAAACGUUCAAGAAAACCACACUACAAAGCCUGGCCAGCUGAAAUAUGCAGCAUCUGAUUGCUGUUCACUGUGUGGCAGGAACAUUCAUUGUGUUCAGCAGUGCAGAUGUCAAUAAAGCUUUUAAAAGGACAGUU
Molecule: messenger RNA, 1386 nt
Organism: Sinocyclocheilus grahami
Lineage: Eukaryota; Metazoa; Chordata; Actinopteri; Cypriniformes; Cyprinidae
Exons: 5
Coding region: 181-1032 (283 amino acids)
Source: RefSeq, a predicted model, not a curated record